Cyclopterus lumpus (lumpfish) is the source of this 1543-nucleotide messenger RNA. Its product is annotated as E3 ubiquitin/ISG15 ligase TRIM25-like. NCBI's taxonomy places the organism in Eukaryota, Metazoa, Chordata, Actinopteri, Perciformes, Cyclopteridae. Gene Ontology annotation, molecular function: zinc ion binding. The coding region runs from base 131 to 1057 and encodes 308 amino acids. The transcript has 6 exons. The record is from RefSeq and is a predicted model, not a curated record.
GGCGCUUUCGGUUUCCGCGAAGUGGCCCCGCCGAGGACGUGAGCUGUUAGUCAGCCUUCACGGCUGAAACUUAUUACCCCCCCCCCCCACACACACACACACACACUUUUGGAAGAAGAGGGAAUGAAGAAUGGAAGACGCGGAGAAAACCCAGCUCGAGGAGCUGCUGAUGUGCCCGGUGUGCCAGGACAUCUUCCGGGACCCCCGGCAGCUGCCCUGUGGACACAGCAUGUGCAUGGGCUGUCUGGAGAACGUGAUGGAUCACUCCUCGGACGUUCCCUUCCGCUGCCCGGACUGCAGGGCCGAUUUCGGGCCGGUCAUCGCGGUGCAUAAGAGCUACGCGCUGGCCAACAUCGUGGAGGACUUCAGGGUGAAUCGGAGGAGGAGGAAGGAGCAGACACAAAGUGUGUACUGCGACUGCUGCCCGGAGAGAAGGACUCUGGCCACCAAGACGUGCCUGAAGUGUGAGGUGUCGCUGUGCGCGGAGCACGUCAAGGGCCACCUGGAGCUGCCGGUGUUCUCGGGGCACCCCUUGGUGAGGCCCCUGGGGGACCUCCUGGAGAGGAAGUGCCCGCGUCACGAGGACGAGGUGCUGAGGUACUACUGCAACACGUCCCGGCGCUACAUCUGUAACAUCUGCGCCCUGGAGAGCAGGCGGCACAAGGAGGCCACCGAGGCCUCCUGCGUCCUGCGCAGACAGCUCACCGAGUACAUGGACCAGCGCUUUGACGUGCUCAAGGAGCAAAUCGGAGAAUCCAUCGAGUCUGUAAACAAACUGCAGGAAGACAUCAAACGUGAAAAACGGACGGGGAACCCGUUCGUCCCGUCCCUCAGCGGUGUCACAGUGGUGCUGUUCUGUCUGUGGCUCAUCGUUCUGUAUUACGGUGAGCGUACAACUACUCCGUGGAAAUCCAGACGCUCACCGACGCGCUGGAGGAGCAGCAGAACCGCGUGCGUCACAUUUACUCCACCAUUGUGGAACACUUGGUCACUCAUCCAAUACAGAGCCACACGCAUACGGAGACGGAGGAUCGAGGUACAAAAUACGAUCUCUUGAAACUUUGGAACAGUAAACUUAGUUAACGACGGGUUUGAGUUGGAGUAUCCUGACCGGCCUGAAGAAGAUGCCAUCGGAUCAUGUGCCUUAUGAAUAUUACCAUUACGCAGACAGUGUGUUCACAGCCACAUUAAUAUUCUGGUUUUGAGCAUACUUGUGAAGAUGGUUAUUACCAUCACCGUUAAUAUUCUAAUAUCCAGGUUUCCGAUUGUCUGCAUCGUUUCUGUAACCACGAAGUUCCCUCAAUAGUUGAGGCUGAAGCCCGUUUGGUUUCUGGCUCCCUGGACUCUGCUGCCUUUACUCCUCUGGUUUAGUUUCAUCAGUUAUGAGAGCAACAAUAUAAUUAUAGUUAAUCACUUUUGUUUCAGCGUGAACAUGUUUGUUUUGCUUUUCUCACUGAUUAUUUGAUUUGAGGACCUCUAAAGAAUGUUUGUAAAAAAGUUGUAUUUAAUAUAAAAAAAUCUAAUUAAAAUGACUUUCAACAUA